AUGGCAGUGACUAUGUGCCAGGUAAUGGGAUUCGUGUUGGGAGCACUGGGCCUAGCGGGGACCAUUGCCGCCACUGCUAUGGAUAUGUGGAGCACAGAGGACCUCUACGGCAACAUAGUUACAUCCGUCUACACUUACUCAGGCCUUUGGAGGUCUUGUGUAAGGCAAACUUCUGGAUUCACAGAGUGCAGACCUUACUUCACCAUUCUAGGACUGCCAGGUCUGUUCCAGGCUGUGAGAGCACUAAUGAUUGUGGGUGUCCUUUUUGGGGCAAUUGGUGUCUUCAUUGCCAUAUUUGCCCUCAAGUGCCUCAGAAUGGGUAACAUGGAGGACAGAGUAAAGGCAACCAUGACACUGGCAGCUGGGGUCAUGUUUAUUCUUGCAGGAAUUUGUGCCGUUGCUGGAGUGUCUGUCUUUGCCAAUUUGAUUGUAACCAACUUUACGCUCACCACGUUCACCUCCUCUGAUGCCGGAGUGUUUGCAGGAGGUUAUGGUGCAGGAGGUUUUGGUGGUAUUGCAUCUGCACCUCUUACCCCAAGAUACACUUUUGGCUCCGCCCUGUUUGUCGGCUGGGUGGGUGGGGGUGUUCUUGUUGUGGGAGGAAUCAUGAUGUGCAUGGCCUGCCGUGGUAUGAUGCCUGAGAGAGACCGCUAUGCUGGCACAGCAUAUAAAUCUGCAACCCACAGUGCCAUCUACAGGUCAGAAGCCAAGUCAAGACCAAACUAUGACGAGUCCUUCAAAGCCCACAGCAUGGAAGGAAGACGCUCUAACCAGAAGUUUGACUACGUGUAA
This is a messenger RNA of Chanos chanos (milkfish), 792 nucleotides long. Its product is annotated as claudin-18-like. Bases 1 to 792 code for a protein of 263 amino acids. The record is from RefSeq and is a predicted model, not a curated record. NCBI's taxonomy places the organism in Eukaryota, Metazoa, Chordata, Actinopteri, Gonorynchiformes, Chanidae. The transcript has 5 exons. Gene Ontology annotation, molecular function: structural molecule activity. Gene Ontology annotation, cellular component: bicellular tight junction; membrane.